UGUAGCCCUAAUACUCCAUACAAAACAAAGGGUUGGUUGAAUUGGCUCUUCACGAACACUGCAUGUUCUGUACACCUUAAAUUUAUAAUGAAAACAAACAAUAUAUUGAAUCUCUUGGCGGCGGUGUAUAUAUUGGCGGAAUCAGUGGUGACGGGCCAAAUCGGGACCAAAAGAUUCUGUUCGUCGAGAGAUUACGGCGAUUACUGUGAUUAUGUGCGCCGACCGGGAGAUGAAAGGGAUUACCGGAGC
Messenger RNA from Medioppia subpectinata, 249 nucleotides. NCBI's taxonomy places the organism in Eukaryota, Metazoa, Arthropoda, Arachnida, Sarcoptiformes, Oppiidae. The record is from the annotation of a GenBank genome assembly.